This is a messenger RNA of Synchiropus splendidus (mandarinfish), 2524 nucleotides long. It is a transcript of the gene lhx4, whose product is annotated as LIM homeobox 4. Gene Ontology annotation, cellular component: nucleus. The transcript is spliced from 6 exons. Bases 134 to 1297 code for a protein of 387 amino acids. Gene Ontology annotation, molecular function: RNA polymerase II transcription regulatory region sequence-specific DNA binding; DNA-binding transcription factor activity, RNA polymerase II-specific. The record is from RefSeq and is a predicted model, not a curated record. NCBI's taxonomy places the organism in Eukaryota, Metazoa, Chordata, Actinopteri, Syngnathiformes, Callionymidae. Gene Ontology annotation, biological process: neuron differentiation; regulation of transcription by RNA polymerase II.
GGACAUCACCGCAGGGACAGACGCUUGUCCGGAGCAGAGAGGAGAAGAAGAAGAAGAAGAGGCCUCCGAGUCUGCAGCAUCACAAUCCCGCAGGAGGCAGGCAGGCAGGCGACCACCGUGUUUUUGGAUCACGAUGAUGCAAAGUGCGGCGGUUCUACCCACAGAGAGUCCAGUCAAGAGUUUACCGGAGAUUCUCGGAGCGCCACUGCAGCAGAUCCCUCAGUGCGCCGGCUGCAGUCAACACAUCCUGGACAAGUUCAUCCUGAAGGUUCUGGACCGACACUGGCACUCCAAGUGUCUCAAGUGCGCCGACUGUCUGAGCCCGCUGGCCGACAAGUGCUUCUCCCGGGCCGGGAGCGUCUACUGCAAGGAGGACUUCUUCAAGCGGUUUGGAACCAAAUGCGCAUCAUGCCAACAAGGGAUUCCUCCCACACAGGUGGUCAGGAAGGCACAGGACUUUGUCUAUCACCUGCACUGCUUCGCCUGCAUCAUGUGCAGCAGACAGCUGGCGACCGGGGAUGAGUUCUAUCUCAUGGAGGACGGGAGGCUGGUGUGCAAGGUGGACUAUGAGACCGCAAAACAAAACGAUGAUUCAGAAGCAGGGACCAAGCGACCCAGGACCACCAUCACAGCGAAGCAGCUGGAGACCCUUAAAAGUGCCUACAAAAACUCCCCAAAACCAGCGCGGCAUGUCCGAGAGCAGCUGUCGUCGGAGACUGGGCUGGACAUGAGGGUAGUGCAGGUCUGGUUCCAGAACAGAAGAGCGAAGGAGAAGCGUCUGAAAAAGGAUGCAGGUCGACAUCGCUGGACUCAGUUUUACAAAAGCGUGAAGAGGAACCGAGGUGGAGCCAAGGUGGAGAAGGAGAGUUCUGCGGACGACGCCGGCCUCAGCGACAGCGAGCUGAGCUUCAGAGAUGACCAGGUGUUGUCCGACCUCACCCAUGCCAACGGGCUCUACGGAAGCGUGGGCGACGUCACCAACAGUUCGGUUCUGAACGGUGGCUUCUCUGUUGACGCGGCAGGACAACCGUACCACGACAUUCGCGCGGGAAGUCCAUACGGUCUGCCGCAGUCGCCGUCCUCCAUCACCUCUCUGCCCGGUCACACCCCUCUCCUGAACAACCUCAGCUUCAACAUGGACGGUUUGGCGGUGCAGCCAGGAGGGGUGGGGCAGGCGUUAAGGGCCAUGGCGGGAGGUCCGACAUCAGACCUCUCAACAGGCAGCAGUACAGGAUACCCAGACUUCCCCACAAGUCCUGCCUCCUGGCUGGAUGAGAUGGACCAUUCCCAGUUCUGAAGAAGGCUGCUUUGAACAGACUCUUUUUACACGUCUUUCUAUCUGGCUGAACUGGCUGGACAAAACAACGUCCCUCCUUAACCGUACGUCACGAGUCGCCACUUAUCAAAUUGGGUUGAAAAAGAGACUGCGUCUAUGAGCUACGACAUUCAAGAGAGCCGAGUCCCUCGUACGACCCAGGAGGCACCUGCAUGCUUCUGAUACAUAGAACUGCUGGCCAUCCUAAAGCCUUCACAUUGGCAAUGCACUUUACUCUGCUCUUCUUUUUCUGCACAUGAGAUGGACUGAAGUGAGUAUCGAUCAGAAAAAAGAGGGGAGACACAUGCACAAGGCAACACAGUGUUUCAGAGGAAUUUACAAACGCUGUGGCACAAGUGUGAAUUUUUACCCAUGUUUUCUAAUGUAUCGCUAAGCUUACUGACUCGGUCACAGAGUCGUCGCUCUGCCUGUCUCUGUGGGGGUCAACUUGUGUUUUGGGAGGAUCUCUGUGCUUGACUUGUCUGUAUAGCAGAGUUAGUAUUUGUGUUCCUGGACAUUAACACUUGCGGAUGCACACAAAAGUAUCACCAACUACCAACAAGUAUCGCAGCCGAGGGCUGAGAACCGCUGUCUUUGUGGCGGCCGCUCCGUGUCCUCUGUCUGAUCCAGGCUUCUCCUGGUAAUCUACUCAGUACAGUAGAGAUCUAGAUUUGCCUGCUAUCAUCCUACUUAGUAACCCCAGAUGUGUCGUCAGCCUGUCCUCCAACUGUCAAGCCUCCGUGUCAGAGGGAUUAUCACAUAUUCCCCCCACUGUCAGGGCAGAUCAGAGCUGGCAUGACUGAAUGUUUCUUACACUUCAAGGCCGUUUCAGCUGCGAAACUCCUGUUCCGUUUCUCACCGCUGCAGCAAACGAAAUGCCAACUCCGGUUUUCAAUCAUCUCACCUAAGAAUGCCAAGCAGGUCGAGAGCAGCACCGUCAAGCGAAUCAUGUACAAAGACUUUGUGGGUUUUGCUGGAGUCUGCAUUCGCCUCAGAAUUUUUGGUGUUAUAAUUGUUGUAAAUUUUGUACAGUUUGAAAACGUGUGGAUCGUCUUGUUUCAUGAGUGCUAUUUAUUAUUGCCAUGUGUCUUUGAGAAUAUGUUAAAAAGAGAGCACUGACUAAUUCAUUUAUGCCUUCUGUGUAAUGGUAUGAGCUGUGUACAGUCAAAUCUAUAUGAGGAAAAUAAAUCUGAAUUGUCUUUGGGUUAA